Molecule: messenger RNA, 1704 nt
Organism: Penicillium manginii
Lineage: Eukaryota; Fungi; Ascomycota; Eurotiomycetes; Eurotiales; Aspergillaceae
Product: beta-xylosidase
Exons: 4
Coding region: 1-1704 (567 amino acids)
Biological process (GO): carbohydrate metabolic process
Molecular function (GO): hydrolase activity, hydrolyzing O-glycosyl compounds
Source: RefSeq, a predicted model, not a curated record
AUGAGGCUGCUGCUCAACCGAGUAAUUAUCAUAAAACUGUGGGUGUUAGUAGCACUUGCCAUUAAAAAUCCUAUCAUCCCAGGAUGGAAUCCAGAUCCUUCUAUCAUUCGUGUCGGCGAGGAAUAUUUCCUCGUGACUUCGUCCUUCGAGUACUGGCCUAGUACUCCAAUUUACAAAUCAAUGGACCUUGCCAACUGGGAGCUUUACUCACAUGCUUUCACAAGGCCGAGUCAGGCUCAAUUAUAUGGCGUUCCAACGGGCGCAGGUACAUGGGCUCCCACAUUGUCUCUUAUCAACGGCAAAUACUACAUGGCAUCCAUGACAAGGUGGACAUACGACCCAGUUGCGCGGGUGUGGCCCCGUGUCAUGUGGGUGUCCUCCCAUGAUUUGAAGACAUGGUCUGUUCCUAUUUGGGGUGAUGCGUGGGGAAUCGAUCCUUCAUUGUUCCAAGACCCAGCUUCUCAGAAGGUUUAUUUGAAUCUCAUGGCUCCAAACAAUAAUGUUGAUAGAAUUUGGGGUAUUUACCAAUGUCAAGUCAACGUGGAUAGUGGCCGGUGCAUUGGCGAGUACCAUUCUAUAUGGAAUGGGACCUUGGCGCAUAAUUCAUCUGCCAGACCUGAGGGUCCAAAGAUGUUCAAGCGCGACAGUUGGUAUUAUCUUCUUAUCGCUGAAGGUGGAACGGAUGACCUUCACCGAGCUUCUAUUGCACGCUCUGCUUCUCCUGAAGGCCCCUGGGAAGCAGCCCCAAAUAAUCCGAUCCUUUUCAAUGGUGCAUAUGGAUAUGAUAACCUCACCGUACAGUCGACUGGCCAUGCAACUCUAUUUGAUACUCCAAAUGGCGAGAGCUAUGUAGCAUUCUUGGCCCGGAGGAAGAUCAAUGGCUCGUCUCCGCUUGGCCGAGAGACUUUCCUUUCUCCUGUGCAGUGGAUGAAUGGAUGGCCUGUUGUCAACGGGGGAGAACCAAUUCGACUCAGCCAAUCGUUCGGCAAUACAACAGACCAGGUCUCACCACCAAAACUAUUUUCAGAUAACUUUGACCGAGCAACUCUCGAUCCAUCUUGGUAUCAGCUCCGAAUCCCUUACACGCAGAACUUCCUACUGAAACGGAAUGGCGCCAACGGAAUCACUUUCAGACCAAAUGUGUUUAGCCUGAGUGAUAGAGACACGCCUGCGGCUAUCUUACGGAAACAAACAUCAUUGAAUAUGACUUUCAGUGCGCAACUUUUACCAACAAAGUCUGGUCUUGGAUAUGGAGAGACAGUCGGUAUUAGUGCCUAUUUGAGCGAGCUGCAACAUCAGGAUAUUGCAGUUUCCGGUUGUGUCAACAGCACGGGGAUGUGCAUAUUUACUCGCUUGAUGAAAAACAGUACUAUCGAGUACGAUCAAGUGAAACUGAAUUCCUCAAACAUUCCAUCUGAUCUGACGCUUCACAUUCGAGCCGAACCGAUGUCCUACACGCUCGGGUACAGCUUCGGUAUGAAUGAUACAAUUCAUUGGUUGAAGGAACUAUCAUCUUCAUGGUUAGCAUUUGCAUCCACCAAUUGGUUUGUCUUUGAGGGUGCGAGCUUUGCUCUUUUCGCUACAGGGACUGGUCAACCUUGGCCACCUCAUGCCCCUGAAGUGGGAUUCUUCAGGGUGACGGAGAGAUAUUACGAGGAGAAUAUUCCCGACUAUGAUAAGUGGCAGAUCGUGGUACAGGAGUAA